UAAUCUGUGAAAGCAGAAACAGUGGCCACAUUCCCUUAACGUACCUUAUUUGUGCUUGAUUCCUGCUUAUAAUCCAAUACCCAUAAUACCAACUUUGCGCUCUGUUGUACGUUUUCUUUGUGGCAAAAUGGCUGCUGACGGUGUUGUGGAUGAAAGUAAUUGUGAUGAAAAUAUAGGAUUGGGUUGUGCACUAGAAAUGUUUUCAGAACUUCAAGAAGUGAUAAACAUGAUAGAAAAUCUAAGGACAAUAUAUUCGUCAGAAAUAUCUGUAGAACGCGCUUACGAACGUUUUACGUACAUUAUGAAUCAAUAUCAAGAACAACCCCACUUGUUGGACCCCCAUCUCGACAAUAUUUUAGACAAAUUAAUUUGCAUUGUACGCUGUAGAGACGCUUCUAUAGAAUUAAAACACGCUACUUUCAAAUAUCUGUAUGUGAUAAUGAAGGUCAGAGGCUACAAAGUAGUAGUUAGGCAUCUACCACACGAGGUAUCAGAUAUUGAGCCCGUUCUUCAACUUCUAGAAAUUCAGAAUCCUUCUGACAAUGCAACUUGGCAGACACGUUAUGUCUUGUUGCUGUGGUUGUCCAUUAUUGUUAUGAUUCCAUUCCACAUGUCUCGAUUAGACAGUUUUAAACCAGAGGACCUCGGGAAUGAACGCCGAAAAACUGUCAUGGAAAGGAUUCUUAGUGCAUGCAAGAUAUAUGCACUUAGUAGCGACCUGUUUCUUGUUGCUGCCUUUUUGUCUUCCCGCUUCCUGGCUCGGCCACAUGUGAAGGAACUUCACCUAGCUGCGUUCCUUGACUGGGCAUGCAAUUGGAUUGUGUCUUCUGACAGUCCAGUGUUUGCACAGUGUGGAUCUUUGGCAGCAGUUUCGUCGAUCUUGAAACAUGGAAAGCGGGAGGAUUUACUUCCUCACAGUCAAUCACUGUUAAAGUGGAUCUUAGCAAGCAAGUACCGACAGAAUAGUGGGACAAACAUUACUUUUUUUAUGUACAAGGCCAGUGGUCCCCAAUGCGGUCUGAUAUUUCUAAAGAUGCGUGUGGCAGUUUGGCGAUACCAACGUGGUGGCAGAUCUCUUGCAGCAAAUCUCAGUGCAGGGGAUGGUGUAGCACCUGAGCCAUCGCCACUGAACUCAGUUCUGCAGAAUGAAGAGGAAUUGGAUGAGGAUUUUGAAAUACCUGAUGGAAUUGAGGAGGUGAUUGAAGAACUGGUACAGGGACUCAGAGACUCUGAUACUGUAAUUAGGUGGUCAGCUGCAAAAGGUAUCGGUAGAGUAACAGGACGACUUCCCAAAGAACUGGCAGACGAUGUAGUCGGUUCAGUUCUGGAACUGUUCAAUAUACGGGAGUCUGAUGGGGCAUGGCACGGAGGAUGCUUGGCUCUGGCAGAGUUGGGUCGCAGGGGACUGCUUCUACCACAGCGACUUGUUGAAGUGGUACCGGUGAUACUUAAAGCUCUGGUGUACGAUGAACCAAGAGGCUAUGCGUCAGUGGGAACCCACAUCCGUGAUGCUGCGUGCUAUGUCUGCUGGGCAUUUGCAAGAGCAUAUGACACUACUGUACUGCAACCAUUUGUGAAGGAUAUUGCAGCAGCCUUGUUGGUGACGGCGGUGUUUGACAGAGAGAUCAAUUGUCGGAGAGCAGCUUCGGCUGCAUUCCAAGAGAAUGUUGGGAGACAGGGAACAUUUCCUCAUGGUAUUGACAUCCUCACCACUGCAGACUACUUUACUGUUAGCGUCAGGAGCAAUGCCUUUCUAAACAUCAGGUACACUCUACAAGAACUAGAAACUUGCAUUUUCAACAUUUUCUGUGAAUUGAAGUAUCUUUUACAAAUGUUUGUUGGACAGGCACUUCACAAUCUGACACCAAAAGCUCCGACAUUCACAACUGAAACUGUUCUCCGUGCCUUGUUAGAUAAGACAUCUUCCAUUGAUCUCAAUGCUCGUCAUGGUGCCGUGUUGGGCAUUGCUGAAAUUCUUCAUGCACUGGCUGUUAUGGCUAAACAGUCUGAUCGAACUAUACAGGACGUAGUUGGACCAAGAAUUGUAGAUGAGGUUAGGAAUCUGGUCCCUACAUUUGGACAACGUCAACAGUUUCGCGGUCUGGGAGGUGAACUUAUGAAACAGGCUUGCUCAUUUCUCAUUGAAAAAUGUUCUAUGGCAGUUAUGCCUUUCCAUAACCAUCAAGUUAUUGAAGAUUGGCAGACAUUACUGGAUGAGUGUUUGUCUCAUGAGGUUGGCAACAUUCGUUCUCAAGCUGCAUUAGCGUUGUCUGCUCUGUUCACCGAGUACUAUCAGCUGCGAUCAGAGCCUGGGGAACAUUAUCAGAGAGCAAAGUGUAACAAAGUGAUUGCCACAUAUACAAGACAGUUGGCAGCGAAUAAUCAAAUUACUCGAAUGGGCUACUCGUUAGCUAUUGGUUCAUUUCCUAAGUUUAUGUUUGAUGAACAGCUUGACAUAGUAAUUGUUGCCUUAAUACAAUGCUCAAAGAUCACCGAGACAACUGGCAAGUGGGCAGAAAGCCGCAGAGAUGCUCUGAAGGCUGUCACUUCAAUUUGCCUUACUGUGUCUAGUUCCGAGGAUUUGGAGCCAGUGUUGACAUCACAUUUGGAUCAUUUAUAUGACUGUUUCUUGGACGGUCUAACUGAGUAUACAAUGGACAGUCGUGGUGAUAUUGGGGCCUGGGUUAGAGAGGCGUCAGUGACAGGCCUUCAGGUAUUGACAGGCCUUGUUGUCAAAUCAAACUCUUCAUUGCUGACAUCGGAACUGGUGACAAAAGUAAUGGUGGGUGUGGCACAACAGGCUGUGGAGAGGAUUGAUCGAACACGAGCUCAUGCGGGCAAAAUUUUCAGGAACCUUCUGCACAGUGAUCCUGCGAUACCAAACAUUCCACACCAUGCAGAGCUGGUAAAAAUCUUCCCACCAGCAUCACGUGAGCACGAGAUAAACUGGAUUGCAGCAUCUGACACAUUCCCUCGUUUCAUACAGUUGCUUGCAUUCCGACCUUUCACGUACAAUGUGCUGCUCGGUUUGGUAGUCAGCGUGGGUGGCCUCACUGAGAGUGUGGUGAAACACUCCAGUUCAUCACUGUUCUCGUACCUGAAAGCUCAUCAUUCUAACAGUCUGGAGCUGGAACGACUUUGUAAAACCAUCAUUGAAAUUUUCCGACACCACCAGUACGUCGACAGGAUCACUAUUCCAUUGUUUGAAUUUCUGGAUCGUCUGUUUAGCUCAGGCUGCGUUUGUUCUGUCUUGGAAAACCCUCGGUCGACAUUUGCAUCAGACGUACUGAAUCACACGAAGCUUGAGAUUGGCAAGACUCGUGAAGUGACCAAACUAAGGGGAAGUGUGAAUGUAUUAUGUCAUUUGGUUCAGGUAAACGGGGAGGUUUCUAGACGCUCGCUGGUGCAGUUGUGUAUAUUUUUAUGCAAUCGAUUCUUAUGGGUCCGAAAGACGACAGCCAGCAGACUUUACGAGGCGCUACUGCUGUAUGGGGAGGACAGUGUCAUUCCUGGAGAGAACUUGGAUGAGGUCAUGGCCAUUCUGAGUGAUACCGACUGGGAGCAAGACGUAGACAUUGUGAAACCCACGCGCAACAAACUUUGCAACCUCAUGGGUGUUCCGGUACCCAAGACUGUGUCUGUAGCGGCAGCAAGAAAGAAGGAACCUAGAAUAUCACAGUAACGAACUGAUGCAGAAAGGCUGGCGUUGGCUCACAACCUAUUUACUUGAUUGCCCACUGUAUGUGUGGGCUACUUGUGAAAUCAUUAUUUCCAAAGGUAACUCUUAGCUUCAUUCCCACAUUUAUGUGUCCAGUAAUACAAAUUUUCAGUGAGAAUAUUUUACUGCAGUAGUUACAAUAUUUAUAAUCACCAUAGUGAAUAUAUAAUAAUAGUAAGACCAUGCAGUUUGGUUUUUAUCUCAGUAUUAGGUGAACAUAUACUUUCAGUUUGAAAGUAAAAAAUGUAAUGGGCUAAGAGUAAACAGAUACAUUUCUUUGUAA
Molecule: messenger RNA, 4001 nt
Organism: Zootermopsis nevadensis
Lineage: Eukaryota; Metazoa; Arthropoda; Insecta; Blattodea; Termopsidae
Source: RefSeq, a predicted model, not a curated record